GACCCCAAAAAGCUGUGUAAGAGCCAGACGCGUCAGCCAUAUAAAUAUAGAGAAAGUGAGGGAGCAAAGAAGAACACUUUAGCUCUUUAGCUUGUUUCAUUCUUUUCUGGGUGCUGUGUUUUCAUCCUUUUGCUUCUGAUCCCCUCCAGAAUUCAGAGAGAGAAUUCGAAGUGAAUUGUGGGCGAGAAGAAUAUAUUCGAGGCAUACGUAAAAUCAGGGGGCUUUGACGAGUGCAUAUCGGAGGAAAAUGAUGAAUAACUCUGUCUCAGAUAACAGCUUUUACAUCGAGAGUGAUGAAGAUGAGGAAAAGGAGCUUAACAAAGAAGAAGCUGAUGCUGAUGGCAAUGAUUCAGAUUCUUCAAAUUUUUCAAAUGAAAACCAGCAGUCGAACAAACCCAGUUCGUAUAACGUCUCAUGGCCGCAGAGUUACAGGCAGUCAAUGGAUCUAUACAGUAGUGUGCCGUCACCAAAUAUCGGAUUUCUGGGCACUCCCUCACUGUCCAGAUUAAGCAGCUCCUUUCUUUCCACAUCUCUGACAAGAAGGCACACUCCUGAAACGCUACCUUCUGCAAAACCUCUGUUACAACCCACAGCUGAUGAGCCACAGAGGCGAAGCUCUCAUACUUUGCUUCCUCCUAUUCCUUCUAGAAGGUCUAUGAUUAAGAAGGAUGCUGCAAAGGUUUCUCAUGAAGUCCCAAUUCCUCGCCAUUGCUCUUAUGGACAAGCUGUGCUUAAUGGCAUAAAUGUUCUUUGCGGCGUAGGAAUCCUUUCCACCCCUUAUGCUGCCAAAGAAGGUGGAUGGCUUGGGCUUUCUAUUUUAUUAAUUUUUGCAGUUCUUUCCUUUUACACGGGGAUCCUCUUGCGUGCCUGCUUGGAUAGUGAACCUGGGCUGGAAACGUACCCUGACGUUGGCCAAGCUGCUUUUGGAACUACAGGACGUAUUGCCAUCUCAAUAGUGCUGUACGUGGAACUAUAUGCUUGUUGCAUAGAGUAUAUAAUUCUGGAGAGCGAUAACUUGUCUUCAUUAUUUCCAAAUGCAAGCUUAAGUUUGGGUGGUGUUGAAUUGAAUUCACAUGUUCUAUUUGCACUGUUGACCACCUUGGCUGUUCUUCCUACUGUUUGGCUCCGUGACCUAAGUAUUCUCAGUUACAUCUCAGCUGGAGGAGUUGUUGCAUCAAUUUUGGUGUCUCUUUGCCUGUUGUGGAUUGGGCUGGUAGAUGGAGUUGGCUUUGAGCACAAAGGAACACCAUUGAAUCUUGCGAGUCUCCCUGUUGCUUUGGGUGUAUAUGGUUACUGUUAUUCAGGACAUGCGGUGUUCCCAAAUAUCUAUACAUCAAUGGCAAAUCCAAAUCAAUUCCCUGCAGUGCUAUUAGCAUGCUUUGGUAUUUGUACCUUGUUGUAUGCUGGGGUGGCUGUUAUGGGGUACACAAUGUUUGGUGAAGCUACACUUUCUCAGUUCACACUUAACUUGCCUCCAGAUUUAGUGGCCACCAAGGUUGCUGUGUGGACUACGGUGGUCAAUCCAUUCACCAAGUAUGCAUUGACUAUAUCUCCAGUAGCAAUGAGUCUGGAGGAGUUGAUACCGGCAACCAACGCUAAGUCUUAUCUAUAUUCCAUCUUCAUCAGAACAGGACUGGUAGUUUCUACGCUCGUUGUUGGUCUUUCAGUUCCCUUCUUUGGUCUGGUGAUGUCGUUGAUUGGUUCUUUACUCACAAUGCUUGUUACGUUGAUUCUUCCAUGUGCUUGUUUCCUGAGAAUCUUGCGUGGCAGAGUCUCAAGCCUUCAGGCAUCACUUUGCAUUGCAGUGAUCACAGUAGGAGUUGCAUCAUCUGCCUAUGGAUCCUACUCGGCCCUCACCAAGAUUAUUGAAAGCUUGAAACAAUGAAGUUCUUAUGGCUUCACAACUCCGCAAAAUCCUUGUUCUUAUUAUGAUUGAGCUUCUUUAUCGUCUUUUUCUAAUAAAUUUCCACCAAUUUUGUUUCCUUCGCCUGAGGCUGUCCUGCAUCGUUUUUUUGGUUGCUGGUUGUUCUUUCUACUUUGUCAUUUGUCCAAGUUAUAGGACCAGAUGAGAUUACCAUUGAGAGGGUUUUUUUAGAUUGUUUUUGUUUUGUUUUUUAAUCCAAAACACACAGCUGUAUUUAUUUCAUUCCAAAGAUUAAUAUUUGUUGCUAGUUAGUCGGAUCUUA
Messenger RNA from Neltuma alba, 2186 nucleotides. RefSeq names its product amino acid transporter AVT1C. The transcript is spliced from 13 exons. Bases 248 to 1885 code for a protein of 545 amino acids. The record is from RefSeq and is a predicted model, not a curated record. Lineage: Eukaryota; Viridiplantae; Streptophyta; Magnoliopsida; Fabales; Fabaceae.